ACCAGAGCGUACACCUGAGAACUACGAUUCUGCUGUUGAUCGCCUCCAGACUGAAGAUACUCAGGCUGUGGAAGGAGUAAAGUUCAAAAAUGGAUGAUGCACAUCAUAGCAGCAUACGCAGUGCCAUUACCAGAGUGCUGCCAGAACUCCCAACCUCAAUUCUAGAUAUUUUAGAGGAGACCCUACAAUCACUGGGGGUGGAGACAGCUGAGGAUUUUACCUUUAUCCAGGAAAGUGAUCUGCUGUCAGUACUCAGACCAGUUCAAGCAAGGAAAUUGGUGGCUGCCUGGAAACAAACCACACAGAACACUGAAAUCCACAGCCAGUCACCAUUAUCCUCUCCAGCUUCCUCGACGUGCUCCUCAUUCUCUGCCUCUCCUUCACCCAGCAGCAUGAUUGCUGGUCCAGACUGGACUGACUGCUUUGAGAUUCCAUGGAAGAAUUUUCCUGAAGAACUGAUUCAGUGUUUUGAGAGAGAGAAAAGGCCAAAACCACGGUUGCGUAGAGAAAUGAUUCGGAUUGUCGUUUCUGAGAUGAUGAAGGUCUGCCCGUCUCCUUGCAAGAAAGCCUCUGUAGAAGUUGCCAAGAAAAUGUUGGCAAAGUAUCCGAAGUCACUGCAAGAUGUCAUCGAAGGUGAUGUGGUGGGACCAGGCUAUCACUCCCUGGUUAAGCAGUUACAAACCAGGAUUGAGAAUGUAAAGCGGUCCUCAACACCAAUGAUGAUGAAACGACAAAAGGGGUCAGAUGAGUAUGACACGGAGGAGAUCCCAGCUGAGAAAAGAGCAGCAGUUCAAGACACUUAUGGCUGCGUUAAAUGGGACAUGAAGUUUCUUCCAGUCAGUGAAACUGCAGAAACCCAGCAAAAGAAGAAAGAUGAAAUGAAGAUGCUUAGUGAGCAGUUAAACCCCAGUCCCGACGAGAAAUAA
Molecule: messenger RNA, 926 nt
Organism: Epinephelus lanceolatus (giant grouper)
Lineage: Eukaryota; Metazoa; Chordata; Actinopteri; Perciformes; Serranidae
Source: RefSeq, a predicted model, not a curated record